UAAGUUAGUUUGCUCAAAGCUGCCUUCUAGCCAUUCGCUUCUUGCAACUUCUCUUGGGAGGCAAAGGUUUCUUGGACCUCUCUUGUCCAUGGGCAAUAUAUAACCAGAUCUGUAGCAGAGCAUACUUGCAGAUCAUCCAUAGGUGUGUGUUCAAUUUAUCACUUGUUCUUUACAUCGAUACACAAAAGCUUACAAUCAGCAUGGGAGCUGGAACUUCUAAGGAGGAGGUCGCAGAGAAGAUCACUGAAGAACAGGUUGAGCUGCAGAAUGAACAGGAGAGAGAAGUACCAGGAGAAGUGGAGGUGGAUGAGGAUGGAGCAGGUGAUGCAAAGAUGUUACAAAAGAACGGUAAUGUUGCCAUUGUUGAUGGGUCUGGAGAAGAUGAAGAAAUAAAAGCCGAAAAUAUUAAAGUCGUUGAGCAACAAGAUCCUUCAAAUGUGAUCAUGAAUGAAGAGUCUGAACAAAAUAUUGAAGUUGUAGCCAGUGAUCCAACCCCUAAAGAUGACAUAAAACAAGAUGGUGAAGGGGACUCUCCAGAAGUCACAACACCAGAAUCAGACGAUAAAGGACAGUCACCAGAACAAACAAAUGAAAAUCAGUCAAAUGAAGUGGGGUUCAAAAAAGUGUUUAAAUUUGUUGGCUUUAAAUUCACUGUCAAGAAAGAAAAAACAGAGAAGUCUGACCCCGUGCAGCUUUUGACAGUAAAGAAAGAUGAAGUAGAACUAAAUGGCACAGAAAAUCAUGAAGAACAAAAAGAUACUACUGAUGAAGGCAAACAAGAAGAAGUGCAACAAGAAACCCAAGAUGUUAACCAAGAGGCAACAAAAACAGAUGCUGAUGCACAAGGCGUUGAAAGUUCAGAAGUGACUCUUGAUGAGAAGCCAACAACAGAGGAAGAAGCUAAUGUUGAAAAAGAAGAGAAAAAAUCACCAGAGUCACCAACAAAUCCAGCUGUCACUGAAACUUCUUCACCAUUCAAGAGGUUUUUCACUCAGGGUUGGGCAGGACUUAGGAAGAAAACCAGCUUGCGUAAGUCAAAAGAAGAGGACCAUCAAGAAGUUGAGAAGCAUUUAAGUGAAGAACAAGAAAAAACUGAGGCUGAAGAACCUGCAAAGCAAGAGGAAAUGAUUGAGAAAGAAGCAGUAACUGAAGUUCAAUCUGCAUCAGAGGAAGCAAAGGAGCAUGUAAAGGAAGAAGUAAAGGUAGUCUAUGAAGAGGAAGCCAAAGCUAUCGAUGGAGAAUCAACAUCAGAGGAAUCAUCUGCUAAAGAAGAAAUUAAAGUGGAAGAGACUGGGAAAACAGAAGACAAUUCGAAUGUAACAGAGAACACUGAAAGUUCCAUUAUAGUAGCUGAAGAAACAGUUACUUAUGUGGUAACUGAGUUAAAUGAAAUUCAGACUGAAUCUGAUACGAUAAAAGGCAUCAUUGUCAGUGAAGUAAAUGAAGUUAUCGCUACUGCUACCCUGGCAGAUGCAGAAGAACCACUUCUGGAUAAACCUGAUUCUGAAUUCUCUGACAAAGAUAUAAAAUGUACAGAUGAUUUAGUAGAAGAAAAGCCCCAACUUGCAUCAAGCACCGAAUGUUCAGAACUGGAAAAAAGCCCGGAAGCUAUCACAACAGAAGCAGAACUUUUGUCUUCACAAGAGAAAGCCAGACUUCAAGGCAGCCCAUUAAGGAAACUUUUCAGUGGCUCUGGUUUAAGGAAGCUGUCUGGAAAGAAGCAAAAAGGAAAAAAGGAGGAUGACAAUAAAGUGGAUGAUGUGGCUGAACAAACACCUGCUACAUCACAGUCCCCAGAAGCUCCUGAAACAGAUAAUGGAGAUAGCUCAAACUCUUCUCCUGACAAAUCAGGAGAGACAUCUCCUACAGAUAAAUUAUUAGAAGACACACAGCAGACUACUGAAACAGAAGGUGAAGGGGCCACUUCUUCUGAUGGGGAAAAAAAGAAAGAUGGCAUUAUACCAUGGGCCUCUUUUAAAAAACUAGUCACCCCCAAGAAACGACCAAAAAGGCCAUCUGAAAGUGAUAAAGAGGAUGAUGUAGAAAAAGUGAAAAGCUCAACUAUGUCUUCCACUGAUAGUGCUGCAUCAGUGGAGAAUCAGGAAGAAAACAAAGAAGAUGAUGAACAGAAACUUGAAAAAAGCACAGAGGAGAAUAAGAAAAAGGUUGACAGCUCUGUGUCAUGGGAGGCCUUGAUUUGUGUGGGCUCUUCCAAAAAAAGGACUAGGAAAACCUCUGAUUCAGAUGAAGAAGAAACACAGAAACCUAUUGAAGAAAGUAAAAAUGCAGAUGACAAUGCAGGAGAUACCAAAGAAUCAAAUGUUGAGAAUCCUCUAGUUAGUUCCCAGGAAAAAGAACAAGGUACUAGCUCACCAGAGCAGGUUUCCAGUCCUACUGAAGCCGAUGGUGUAUCAACCUGGCAGUCCUUUAAAAGGUUGGUAACCCCAAGAAAAAAGUCAAAAUCUAGAGUUGAAGACAAAACUGAAGAGCCUGUGUUGACAUCCAGUAUGGAGCAGUCUACAUCAGAAGGUGAAGCUGGGAAAGAAGAAACCUGGGUCUCAUUGAAAAAAUUAAUCCCUGGACGUAAAAAAAAGAAAUCAGAUGGCAAACUGGAUCAAGGCCUACUAAAUGAAACUGGGCAGCCAAUGUCUAAAUCAGACACUACUGAGGAUGAUUCAGAUGAGCCAGCUGUUGUUCCUUUGUCUGAAUUUGAUGCUGCAGAGCAAGAAAAGCUUGAAACACAGCAAUCUGUGGAUACCAGUAUUCUUAAAAAUGUCCCUGGAGAUAUGGCCCCCGAGCAACCAGUUGAUGAGCUAGUCCAUGCUGUCACAGUCACUGUAAUUGAGGGUGAAAGAGCAGUGACAAACCUAGAAGAAAGGUCACCAUCAUGGAUAAGUGCAACAGCUACAGAAGUUCUUGAGCAAGUCAAUGAAUCUGAAGAGUCCAAAACCAGAGAGCACUUUAAAACAGAAGUUACAGUUGAGGAAAGCGUUAUAAAUACAAUUUCGAACCUGUCAGAGGCACAACAGACUGUGAUAAAUGAAGUGGAAUUAACCUCAGAAGCUUUGACUGCUCUGGAAGAGGCAAUAGAAAACUCAUGUGUUGAAGAAACAACUGAAAUGGUGUCUGCAGUUUCUCAGCUUGCUGAAUCGCUUGCCUCUACCGAAGAAGCUACACCUGUGCUAGAGGAAGAUGAAAGUACAAAGAAUUUGGAAGAGCAAAAGAAACACACUGAUCAAGUUCUCCAAGAAGUUGCAGAAAAGACAAAACUGUCAAUUGAUUCAUUAUUAGUGAGCGACAAUAAUACAGAUGUCAUCCCUAAGUUGUGCCAGGUUGUGGAAUCUGAAGUCAGAGAGAAUCUUUUGGAACAAGUUACAUCAUCAUUGCAACAGGUGUCUCCUGUUAUAUCGCAAAUAGAAGUAAUUGAGACCAAAGAAACCCAAGACCUGCAGAAGACUGUUGAGAUAAGUACAUUCAAAGAAUCAGAAAGUCUAAUCAUUAACAGUACAAUAUUUAGUACAUUGGAAAAGGUAGAAGCUAUUCAAGAAGACAGUAGACUGGAAAGUGAAAUGAUGGAAGCUAGUCAGAUUGCUAAAAAAACACAUGAAACAAGUUCUUUUAUUGUUGAUGAAAGUGCUCCUGUGUUACUGGAGGAAACCUGUGAAGAUAGUUCUCCCAUUUCAGCCAGUGGAAAUGCUGAGGGUUCCCCUAUUUCAGAUGAAAAGCAAGCUGAGGAAGGUGCUUCAGUGAUGGUUAAUAUAGUGACAGUUGAAGAUGCCCCAGUUUUAGCUCAGGGGCAGGCUAAAGAAGAUAUAUUUGUUGAACAGCAAGUUGGUGAAAGUACACCAGAUAUUUCAGAAGAAGAGAAAGUUGUUGCAGGUGCAGAAGAGAAGGUUGAUGAAAGUUCUACUGAGCAGGCUGAUGGAUUUGCUGAACAGGAGGCUAUUGCAGUAGAAGAAAUAAAGAAAGAUAUCCUGAAUCAGACUGAAGAGAAGAUUGAGAAUGUGGUCUCUGAUGUACAAAUUGAAGAAAGUGCCCUUAUAGAAAAGGCUAAAGUAGAAGUUCCAGGUUUGGACAGUGAUCAGACUGAAAACAGUGCCACAAUUCUGCCCGUGGAACAUGAUGACAAAGAUGCUCCCUUGACUGCAGAACAAGAACUAGUAGAAAAUGUUAAAAGUUCUUCCGUGUCAGGGCAUGAAUAUGAUGGAGCACCUGUUUUAUCUGAGAAACAGGUGGAAGAAAACAGUCCUGUUGCUGAAAACCAGUCCAAUAAGACUAUUUUGAUUGAGAAAGAGGCUAACAAUUAUGUUCCAGUCCUGGUUGAGAAGGCUGACUUAACAGAUUUGACUAAGGAUCUUUCUUAUGAAGGUGACACUGUUUUGGAUGAAAAGCGGGCUAAUGAAAAUUGUCCUGUUGCAGAUAUCGAUGUUUUGGCUGAGCAGUCGGUUGAUAAAAGUACCCUUACUUUUACUGAGGAGCAGAGUAAAGACAUUGUUGAUGAAGUAACCCCUGUUUUGACUGAAGAAAGUGCUGAUGAAAGUACCCCUGUUGUGACCGAUGAAGUGCUUAAUGUAGACAACACUAUUUCAGCUGAAGAGCAGGGUGAUGAAGGAACCCCUAUUUUGACUGAAGAAAGGGGUGAUGAAAGUACCCCUGUUGUGACUGAUGAAAUGCUUAAUGUAGACAACACUAUUUCAGCUGAAGAGCAGGGUGAUAAAGGAACCCCUAUUUUGACUGAAGAAGGGGGUGAUGAAACUACCCCUGUUGUGACUGAUGAAAUGCUUAAUGUAGACAUCGCUAUUUCAGCUGAAGAGCAAGGUGAUGAAGGAGCCCCUAUGACUGAAGAGGAUGGGCUUGCUUUGUGUGACAAACAGGCUGAUAAACAUACACCAAUUUUGGCUGAUGGGCAAGCUGAACAAGAUACCUGUGUUCCGACUAAGGAUACAGCUGAAGAUAGUGACCUUAUUUUUACAGAAGGACAAGCUAAUGAAUGUACUUUUAUUUCUGAGGAACAGACUUCUAUAGGUGUUCCUGUUUCUCUUGCGAUACAAGCUGAUGAACACACCUCAGUUUUACCCAAAAAUCAAGCUGAUGAAUGUAUUCCUAUUUUGGAGGAACAGACCAAUGCUGUAGUUCCAACUUGCGGUUGUGCUGCACCCGAGGAACAGAUUACUGAAAUUGUUCAAGAUUUAGCUGAGCAGCAAGCUGAUAUAACUGAUAACAUUUUGGCUGAAGAACAUUCUGAUGAAAUUGCUCAAUAUUUACCUGCAGAUCAAAAUCAAGAAAGUGCUCUAUUUUCGGCUGAUGAACAAACUAAAGAAUCAACCCUUGUUCUAACUGAAGAGCAAACUACUCCAGUGCAAGUAUGUACUCAAAUCUUGGAAGAUCAGCAAGCUGAUCAGAAGAAUAAUGAAGUUGUCCAUGAUUCUACAGAGGGAUGCUUUGUUGAACUGGAAAAGAACACUGCUGAAUCUGUAAUAAAAGAAAGUUAUUCUCUUCCAACUAAAGUAGAGUCAGAUGGAAGGAUUCAGGAAAGUCAGGUGUCAGAAGAAAGUGCUCACAUUUUAGAUAAUGAUCAAAUACAUGUUUCCAUUCAGUUAGAUAAAAAAGCUAAUGAUAACAUUCAUGUCCCCAGAGAAACACAAAAUCUAGAAGCUGAUGCUUCUUUGUUGCCAAAAGAAGAAACCAUAGAAAAUGGUAUUAUUUCAGUGGAGGAACCGUCCCAAAAUUCUUUGUCGGAACAUAACCCUCAGAGUCAAAUGCUAGUUGCAGAAAAAGAGCCAGGUUUAGAAGAGGAUUUUACACCAUCAAAAACAUAUGAACAUGUAAGCAUGCAUGAAGAAGAACUUGGUAACAAUAAUGAACAAUCACGUGUCCCAAAUAUAGAACAAGUUAUCCACUCCAAUGUCGUUGAAGAUGAUAUUGCAGUAGUGGGCACAGAAGUUGUUAGUACCAAUAUUCCUGAGUUUGAAAGCUCUGAGGCCAACAAGGUCUCUGAGCCAGUUGCUGCUGCUGCAAUUGAAGAACAAGUCUUAGAAGAGACCGUAAAACCCAUUGAAACUUCACCAGAAAGUGUUCAGCCAUCUAAUGAAGCUGAUAAUUCCACUCUUGUUAGUUCUGAAGACCACAAAAAAGCUUCUGAAACUUUGGAUACCGUUCUAGAUUCUGUUUCUCAGAAGGCAGCUUCCAUUGUUGAUGCAGCAAUUGAAGCAGCCGCUAGCUGUCUAGUUGUGGAUGUUACCAACCAUAAUGACAAAGUAGAGGAGGGAGCUGCUACUGUUGAUGGUAUUUUAAUUUCUCACGAAGAACAAUCUAUUCAGACAGUGAGAAAUGAACAAAAUGAUGUUUCCCAAAUUGUCACCAUUGAGUCACAUAGUACUUCCAUUGUACAAACAAUAAUUGAAACGGCAGUGGAAACAGUUGUAAGUGGUGUGCAAGCUAAAGAGGAUGACGAUACUCUGAAAACUCAAAUCCCAGAAGAACAAAGCAUUUCUGAAGAUCCUGAAAGUGUACCGGUCUCUGAAUUGUCUAAGGAAGAAAUAGAGUUUAAACAGGAACACCAUGACUUACCUGCUGCUAAGCCAUCUUCUACUGAAGACCACUGUACUACAGAUUCCACUUUGAUUGUUGAGCAAGUUACCAGGGAAGUAUCUGAAUCCACCAGAGUUGUUAGUACAACUACUUUCAGAGAAUACCAAGAGGUAACAAGCACUGAUGAGCCUCAGAAAGAAGUAUUUAUCACGGGGGUAGAAUUAGAAACAAAUGGCAAAGAAGAAGAGGACAAACACAAGGAUGUGUGUAUGAUACAGCAAGAUGAAACAAGGAAUGAACAACUAGGUCAACAGUCAGUACAUUGCAGAGAUUUGUCAUCAGAGACUGUGCAGACAGAAUCCAAACCAUCUGUUCAAAUUUGUAGUCCAGACGAAAAGCUAUCAACACAGGAUGACUCUUCAGAGGUGAAGGCACAAGAACAAACACAGAACGUAGAAUCGUGAGACAUUUUGCUACACAGCCUGUUAAAUUGAAGAGAUCAGAAUACGAACGCUGCAAAACACGCGAUUCAUGUGGAAUUUCAAACAACGUUAAAGCCUUUCAGAUGAAAAAUGUAAAAACUGACUGACAUCUGUCUUCCAUUUAUAGGAAUUAUCUGACAAUCCUGAAUUGCCAUCAGGAGCUUUAGACAGAAUUGUUCCUUACUCAGAGAUGUUGAUCAGAUAAAGACACCAGGGUUCAAAGCUCCAUCUAUUCUUUUUGAGGCAGUUGAUGCCCUAAAUCUAUCAACUCUUUUAAGGGUGAAAUGAGUACUAUAGUUAAAUAUAACAUUGUACGGAAAACAAAAUUCAUUUCAGAACGAGAUUAGGACUCAUGUAUUAAUGUGUAUAUCUCAGACUUGUGCAUUAUAAUGUAUAUUUCCUUUUCAACUAUAUGCAUAUUAAAGUGGUAAAACAGCAAACUAACCAAUUGCGCAUUGAUAGUUAACAGCAAAUUAAUGCAUGUGAUCAAAACAAUGUUCCAGUCCUUUUAAGUAAGAUCUCUCUUCUGUCCACUGGCUGGAAUUCUUAAUAAUCUAUGGCUAAAAAAGCAAAACCCGAUUGCCAUUUUUUUCUUGUUUUCCAAAGAACAUUUCUGGUUUACGGAAAACAAUAGAAGUUAAUGUUUACAGUGACAUUUAAAUUAUUACCCAAAGUUAUUAUAAAUAAUACAGACAUUAUUAUAUUAAGUGCACUAUAAUUUUAUCAAUACACCUUUUGGAGUUUUUUCUUUAUAAUGUUUCUUUGUUUCUGUUACACUGUAUGUCACAUACAUGAUCUGUGUAGGUGUAAUAGGCACCUGUAUUAUCUACCAGUGACGAAACGUGACUUGUUUUAAAAAUGUUUAGAUCUUUCAUUUUUUUGCUGUUUUUAAUGUUUGUAUUCCUAUCUGGUGGUUCCUACAAAAUAAAUGGGACAUUCCUACAAAUCCUUCUUUCUAUGGAAGUGGCCAUUUCUCUAAACAUCUGGUGAGGCUUACUUGUUUUUUAAAUGUUUUUUUUCAUUAUGCUUAUGUACAUUUUGCUAAAUUGUAAUUUCUAAACUAUAUAAGUUUAAAUAAAAUUCUUGCUUUUA
Molecule: messenger RNA, 8105 nt
Organism: Spea bombifrons (plains spadefoot toad)
Lineage: Eukaryota; Metazoa; Chordata; Amphibia; Anura; Pelobatidae
Gene: AKAP12
Product: A-kinase anchoring protein 12
Exons: 4
Coding region: 201-6995 (2264 amino acids)
Biological process (GO): signal transduction; regulation of protein kinase C signaling
Cellular component (GO): cytoplasm
Molecular function (GO): calmodulin binding; protein kinase A binding
Source: RefSeq, a predicted model, not a curated record